AUGGCCUUAGAAACCAUUUAUGACGCUGAUCCCAUUCACGGCGAUUCAGAGCAGUCCGAAAGCGAAGACGAGAAGAAUGAGCUUCCCAUUGAAGCUUCCCAGGCCCGGCGAACCCAGAACAUGCAAUUCGAGGCCUUGCUUUCUCAGAGGGCACAAGAUGACACAGUUCAGCAGAUCAAGAAAGGAAAUCUCAAUAGACCGGACGAGGAACUCACCAUAGCUAGCUUGGUGGCAAAGAAAGACUCGGGGGCUGGUAUUCUGAACCCCCGUGCUUACCAAAUCGAGCUGUUUGAGCGAGCAAAGACUCGUAACAUUAUUGCGGUCCUGGAUACCGGAUCUGGAAAGACCCUCAUCGCGGUGCUUUUGCUCAAGCACAUGUUGCAACAAGAGUUGAUCGACCGAUCCCUUGACAAGCCUCACCGUGUGGCCAUAUUUCUAGUCGACAGUGUGACUCUGGUGUUCCAACAGACAGCCGUUCUCCGCAACAACCUGAGCCAGGAGAUUGGCCAUUUAUAUGGUGCCAUGGGCCCAGAUCUCUGGGAUCAAAUGACAUGGGAAAAGCAUCUCAAUACGAACAUGGUAAUUGUGUGCACAGCGGAAAUUCUCCACCAGGCGCUACUCAAUGCAUUUAUCAAGAUGACCCAAAUCAACCUCUUGAUUUUCGACGAGGCACACCACGCGAAGAAGGACCAUCCAUAUGCACGAAUUAUUCGUGAUUCCUAUCUCAAGGUCGAUUCGUCAGAACGUCCAAAAGUCUUUGGGAUGACAGCGUCCCCGAUCGAUGGUAAAGUUAGCAUUAUAGAAGCGGCCAGCGAACUGGAAGCUCUUUUGCAUAGCCAGAUUGCAACGACCUCCAAUCUAUCAUCCCUGCGGACAUUUAUUAGAAAGCCGAUGGAAGAGACAUGGACCUACAAAAAACUCAAACCCCCCCUCGAAACACCUCUUUACAGGGUAAUGAAAGAGCAUUUUGGAGACUUGAAGGCCCUUGAGCCCGUUUUCCGAUCCGUUCUGGAUGCUAGCUCGGAACUUGGAAUCUGGUGCGCCGAUAAAAUCUGGGCCAAGGCUCUUGCGGACGAUGUCAUACCGAAGCUCGAGGGCAUUAUCAACAAGGAUUACAACCAAGACUUAAACACCAAGGGUGGUAUUGUGAGAGACGCCCAGCGAGUCAAGGCAGCCUGCGAAGCUGUGAAAGGGCAUCAGUUCCAACAUCCUUUAGAAUCAGGUCAAUUGAGUUCCAAGGUAGAGCUUCUCUUAGCUAUCCUGACCCAUCAUUUCAAUCAGUCAAAGGAGAAGAAGUGCAUUGUUUUCACUGCGCGGCGGAAUACUGCCAAAAUCUUGAAGCACCUGUGUGAUGAGCUGGGAGUCCCAAAUAUUCGCCCCGGUCUGCUGGUUGGUGUUCGGAAUUCCGAUUUCACAGGAACAACCACUUUCCGUCAACAGUUCCUUGCUCUGGUAAAAUUUCGAAAGGGUGAUAUCAAUUGCUUGUUCGCAACAUCUGUUGCUGAAGAGGGUCUUGAUAUCCCAGAUUGCAAUCUUGUCAUAAGAUUCAACCUUUAUGACACCCUGAUUCAAUAUAUUCAGAGUAGGGGCCGCGCAAGACACGAGGAAUCAGUCUACGCGCACAUGAUUGAAAUGGAGAAUGAUCACCAUCAGAAGCGUCUUCAAGAAGUCCAACGGGCAGAGAAGCUUAUGCAAGCACUCUGCAGCGCGCUUCCCAAGGAUCGACUCCUUCUGGGAGACGAGAUAGAUAUGAAAAAGGUCUUCGAAACAGAUAAAGGGAAGAGAACCUACAUCAUUCAGUCGACAGGAGCAAAGUUGACGUACACCCACGCCACUAAUGUCCUCUCACGCUAUGCUGCGUCUUUGGCAAGUCAAGUUCAACAUGAGGAAGAAAUCUCUGCUUGUGCAACUUUCUUUACAAUACCAAAGGGAGGAUUCUUUGCCUGUGAAGUGAUUCUACCGGAAAAGUCGCCAAUCCGGGGAUUGAUAGGAAGGCUGGAAUCGACAAAAAUGAUGGCAAAACAGUCAGCUGCAUUUGAUGCGUGCAUUAUGUUGAGAAGGAAAAGUCUUCUCGAUGAUAAUUUCAAAUCCGUCUAUCACAAACGACUCCCAGCUAUGCGCAACGCCAAACUCGCAAUUGUAUCGAAAAAGACUAACCAGUACACCAUGAUUUGCAAGCCAUCCAUCUGGAAGAAAAAUCAAGGAUCUUUGCCCGACAAAAUUUAUGGUAUGGUUUUCAGGUUUGUUCCUAAGGAGCCUCUAUCCCGUGUCCAUGAUAGCAUCAUACUCCUUGCCCGAGUUCCGCUUCCAGAAAUUCCAUCAUUCCCUAUUUACCUCGAAAAUGACAAAGAAACCAGCAUUGAAGCCACAGUUCUCGAUAUGCCACUUUCGGCUGUCACCGAAGAUCUAGCUUGCUUUUCUCAGUUCACGGUUGCCAUUUUCCGUGACGUGUUUCAUAAAACAUUCGAACACAAGAUGGAGAAAUUUCCGUACUGGCUGGCUCCAAUCAGAUCAGAUGCCCAGAUUAUCAAUUCCACCGAUUCACCGCGAGAACUCAUUGACUGGAAAACUUUGAAUUUCGUGAAUCAGAAUCCUGAAAUAAAAUGGACCAAAGAGAUGGAACCUGAAACUCUUUUGAAUCGUCUUAUCUAUGAUGGCUGGGACGGAAAGAGACGUUUCUUUCUGAUCAACGUUGAUUCUACACUCCGCCCUUCAAAUCCCCCACCGUCUCUCUCCAAAAACUCCCGACCAAGGGCUCUGGAAAGCGUGGACUGGGGUCAGCCAGUAUUCCAGGCAGAAUGUGUUUGUCUGCGAAGGAACUUCCUGGAAAAGGCUACAGAAUCAGAAAAGGUGGAAGUGAUCCCCAUCCCAAUCGUGACUUCAUGUUUGGCUUUUCCCGCCAUCAUGAACAGGCUCGAGUCUUACAUGAUCGUGCUAGAGGGUUGUCAGCAUCUAGGCCUAGACAUCAGAUUAGACUAUGCAUUGGAGGCUUUCACCAAAGACUCAGAUAACACUGAAGAACAUCGUGUCCUUCAGGUUCAUGUCCAACGAGGCAUGGGGAAGAACUAUGAGCGACUUGAAUUCUUCGGUGACACCUUUCUGAAGAUGGCGACUUCCAUCUCACUUUUCUGCCAGAAACCGGAUGAUGAUGAAUAUGACUAUCACGUCAACCGGAUGUGUCUCAUCUGCAACAGGAACUUGUUCAAUGCUGCCUGUAAAACUAACCUCUACGCCUACAUUCGGAGCCGUGGAUUUUCUAGGCACACAUGGUAUCCACCGGGACUGGAGCUUCUUCAUGGUCGCAAUUACCUUCGGCAUCUUGAAUCUGAAAGCAGCCAUGCACUGGGCGAGAAGACAAUUGCAGAUGUCUGCGAGGCACUCAUCGGAGCUUCCUUGCUCACGGGAGGCAAGGAAAGCCGAUUUGACAUGGCGAUCGAAGCAGUGACUCUCUUUGUGGACAGCAAAAAUCACAAAGCCAAAAGCUGGGAAGAUUAUGUUUCAUCAUACGUCAAGCCAUCUUACCAAAUCACAAGCGCCGAUGGAUUUGAGAUUGAUCUCGCUCAUAAGAUCUUCCGAGACCUAGGCUAUCGAUUCAAGUCCCCCCGUCUGCUCCGUUCUGCCUUCACUCAUCCCUCAUAUCCCUCUGCGUGGUCCAAGGUCCCUUGCUACCAGCGAUUGGAGUUCCUCGGAGAUGCUCUACUUGAUAUGGUAUGCAUCGAGGACUUGUUUCGCCGGUUCCCAGACAAGGAUCCACAGUGGUUGACUGAGCACAAGAUGGCCAUGGUUUCAAACAAAUUUCUCGGCGCACUUGCAGUGAAACUGGGAUUUCAUCGCCAUCUUCAGCAUUUCAGCAACCCUCUCCAGUCAGGCGUCACGCAGUACGCCGAGGAUAUUCAGAUUGCCGAAGAAGAAGGCAAUGGGAUGAUGGACUAUUGGUUGGGGACCAAAGAUUCCCCAAAGUGUCUGCCGGAUAUGCUCGAGGCAUAUCUUGCCGCUGUCUUUGUCGAUUCAGACUUUGACUACAAGGUCAUUGAAAAUUUCUUUACCCGUCACAUCAAGCCUUAUUUCGUUGACAUGUCCUUAUACGACACCUUCGCCAACAAACACCCAACGACAUAUUUGUACAACCAGCUGACCAACGUCUACGGAUGCGGAGAAUAUUGUCUCAAGUCGGGGGAGCUUCCAGUAGUGGAUAAUGAGCAGCCAACCAUUCUUGCUGCCGUGAUGAUACACGGAAUCUGUGUUGCGGAUUCUAUCGGAACGUCGAGCCGAUAUGCCAAAGUCCGGGCGAGUGAGAGAGCUUUGGAAGCAAUCAGUGGGAUGCUCCGGGAUGAUUUCCGCAACAAGUAUGGCUGCGAUUGCCGCGCCUCCGACGUUGAGAAUGUGAAAGAUGCCGACACUGGAACUGCGAUUUGA
Molecule: messenger RNA, 4416 nt
Organism: Penicillium longicatenatum
Lineage: Eukaryota; Fungi; Ascomycota; Eurotiomycetes; Eurotiales; Aspergillaceae
Exons: 17
Coding region: 1-4416 (1471 amino acids)
Biological process (GO): siRNA processing
Cellular component (GO): nucleus; cytoplasm; RISC complex
Molecular function (GO): RNA binding; DNA binding; ribonuclease III activity
Source: RefSeq, a predicted model, not a curated record